GGGGAAGCCAAAGCCCACCGUGCUGACGCCCACUUAACGCUUCCAGGUUUCUGAAAUACACUCGUUUCGCGACCGAACAGCUUCAACUCCCGGUCGCGAGGUUCUGGCCCGUAAUCACCUUUCAGCAUCGAGCGCACGGCGCUGGGUCACUGCCUGCAGCAUGGCGCAUCUUCCCCGGUUUCACCGGCGAAAAAAGAACGUAACGGCGCCAACCCUGAUGACCAACGACCUCCCGGAGAAGACAACGCCCUCGCCGAGCGAUCCGGCGUCCGGUUCGUCCGUUCGCUCGUUCCAGAAGCUCAGUCCCUUCAGAGUCUUCCACCGCUCCUCGGGGAAGAGGGCGCGUGAUUCUCCACCGGCAUCAUAUCCACACUCCCCGGCCGCGGCGUCGGUGUUGGCCGGUGAUGAUCGACCGGUCUCGCCGCUGUCGCUGAAGGCGGACCCUACUAAUGAUGACCAUCGCAAGGUGGUAAAGCGGCAAAGGAUGCCCGCGUUUCUGGAUCAAACAGAAGAAGAGAUCGAGGAUAAGUUUUCCGAACUAGUAUGGCGCGAACGUAAUCGCCUAUUGCAGGCAAUAAAGAACCCAUCACCGGACUUCCAAUGGGCACGGGUUACAGGUCCGCACCUCAAAGUCCUUGACCGCUACCUGAACAUACAGCCCUGGCAUAACAACCGGAUCAAGCUGCAGGUUCCUGAAGGCCAUGUAGACUACAUCAAUGCCUCGCCGAUCGUCCUAACACCGUCUCCUUACUCCGGCGCCGACGGCCGCCCCCGAGAAUCGGACCGAUACAUCGCCAUGCAGGGGCCCAAACAGACCUCGGUGGACCAUGUCUGGCGGAUGGUGGUGGAACAACUCGAGAGCCCGGGUGUCAUCGUGAUGUUGACCGAGACACACGAAGGACCCAUGGAAAAAUGCUUCCCCUACUUCCCCCGAAGCCCAGAUGACCCACCGAUCGAAGUAAACGAGCAUGAUGAGUUCGGCGAUGGUUUCAGGGCCACGGUGCGCUGCGAAGGCAUGGAGGACACCCCAGCCGGCGAUGCGAUCGAGCUGAGGAAGCUCGUCAUCCGCGUGCACUCGCGGCCAACGCCAGGGACCAAAGUCGAGCCGGCAGCUGGCCCUACAAAUACCCCUGAGCCGCCCGAAGCCGACGAGAAAGACUCCGACUGGGACAUCAAAAUGAAAUCUCCCGUCGCAAAUCCACCAGGCGCUCACCCGCCGGUGACCUCCGAAGAAGCCAUAUCUUUAACCACGGCCACAGCAUCCGCGCCCAGCGUAACUUCCAACGAUAUUAGAACAACAGCAACCGAACAACAACAGGAUCAAGAGGAACAACCAGAAGAGCGCAUAGUCUGGCACUUUCUCUACAAGAAAUGGCCCGACUUCGGCGUCCCCUCGCUAGAGGACCUCGAGAGCUUCUUCACGCUCAUGCGCCUCUCCCGCGAGAAGAACGCCCACCCCAACAACCCGCGGAUUGUGCACUGCAGCGCGGGGGUCGGGCGCAGCGGCACCUUCAUCGCGCUGGAGCAUCUCAUCCGCGAGCUGGACGCCGGUGUGCUGGAGGACUAUGACGAGCGGGCUGCGUCGGCUGCGUCGUUGGUUCCUCCGAGUCAUACUCGGACUCCUACUGCCGGUGAUGGUGAGGACGGCGCUGGGAAUGUGGCCUGGGCCGGAAGUGGGAGGGGGGGUAUGGUUGACGGGGGAGUGACCCCGAUCUCACCCAUCCCGUCAGGUACUCCUAUCCUGCAAACGCCCGGGCAAGGGGAGGAUAUGAUUUUUGAGACAGUUGACCAGCUCCGGGAGCAGAGGAGGACCAUGGUGCAAGCGGAAUCGCAGUACCAAUUUAUUUACCACGUCAUGAGGAAAUUGUGGAUGGAUCGGUACGGGGACGGGGUUACAAAUGCGGGUGAAGCUGAAGGGGGGGACGGUGAGUCGGAUGUGAGGGAACCGGCGGCUAAGAGGCUGGAGGUUGAUCCCUUCGUUCAGUAGCCCCCUGCCGUGGAACUCGGUGCCUUUGGCCCUUCUCCCUCGAUUUCUAUUCAUCUUCGCACUUUCG
Molecule: messenger RNA, 2054 nt
Organism: Chaetomium strumarium
Lineage: Eukaryota; Fungi; Ascomycota; Sordariomycetes; Sordariales; Chaetomiaceae
Product: protein-tyrosine phosphatase-like protein
Exons: 2
Coding region: 161-1987 (608 amino acids)
Biological process (GO): protein dephosphorylation
Molecular function (GO): protein tyrosine phosphatase activity
Source: RefSeq, a predicted model, not a curated record